AUUAGUCAUAACAUGUCAAAAUAAAUAUCAAAUAUUAUAAACGGCAUAAAUUAUGCAAUAUUUCAAAUUAAAUGGUCAUAACAAUUAGCAUAUAAAAUCUCCUUUAUGUUGAGUCAAACUUAACUAAUUUAAGUAAGACUAUUUUAAGGAGAAAAGAAAAAAAAACUGUAUAAAUACAAUAAGACUCAAGUAAAGGUUAUAUGCACAUAUUGAACAUUCCAGAAAAAAAAAAUGGGUAGCUGUAUGGAAGAAGGAAGUCAGCAAGUGGUGAAGGAAAGAGCCCAACAGCCGCCACCAGGAGCGACUUCUGCUCUGCGCCACCAGCCCGCGUUUAUUCCAGCUUCACCACUGUCGCGCCACGAAGCUGCGCCUCCCUCCGGCCACCAUAGCCACCAUAGCAGCCCGUGGUCACGCAUUCAUCUCUGUCAAUCGGCAUUGUAUAUUGCUCAAAAUCCGGUGUUUCACGAGCGUACUAAGCAUAUUGAGGUUGAUUGUCACUAUGUUCGUGACGCUAUUCAAGAAGGUAUUCUACGUACCUCUCAUGUCAAGACGGAUGAGCAAGUUGCAGAUUUGUUUACUAAAGCAUUGGGACAGAAGCAAUUCCGCUAUUUACUAGACAAGUUGGGCAUUUAUGACUUGCAUGCUCCAACUUGAGGGAGGUAUUAGGCCUUAUGUGUAUUUGGGUAACUAACUUUGGGCCAUUGUAUAGCCUUGGUAUGUCUUAGGCCCAUAUUUUGUAUAUAUAAACCUUACUAAAUCUAAUGAAUAGAAAGAGGGGAAAACAAUUUCUAUCAAGGUGGAUUUUCCACAACCACAAAACACACCACAGCGUUUCCCAAUAUCUAAUCUCAUCUUCAAUAUCAGACAAGUCGAUUUUAACAAACUUGGGGUUGGAAAUAGAAUUACCU
Molecule: messenger RNA, 908 nt
Organism: Amaranthus tricolor (Joseph's coat)
Lineage: Eukaryota; Viridiplantae; Streptophyta; Magnoliopsida; Caryophyllales; Amaranthaceae
Exons: 2
Coding region: 232-654 (140 amino acids)
Source: RefSeq, a predicted model, not a curated record